This is a messenger RNA of Cylicocyclus nassatus, 610 nucleotides long. The record is from the annotation of a GenBank genome assembly. Lineage: Eukaryota; Metazoa; Nematoda; Chromadorea; Rhabditida; Strongylidae.
CAUAUUAUCUAUGAGCCGAGCGAAGUCAUGGCUUUGUGGAAAUUUGCUCCUGAUCCUCACUAUUCUUGGCGUUGUCGUCGGUGUCUUCGGCGGAGGACUGCUAAGACUGCUCCAACCCUCUGAAGAAGUUGUGAGGUACAUAGGCUUUCCCGGCGAAUUGUUCAUGAAUAUGCUAAAAGCCAUGAUCCUACCUCUAAUCGUUGCUAGUUUGAUUUCAGGGCUUUCUCAGCUGGAUGGAAAAACAUCUGGUAGACUGGGUCGUAGAGCUCUGAUGUACUACGUGCUUACAACUACUCACGCUGUAGUGCUGGGAAUCAUUAUCGUUAUGCUCUUGCAUCCAGGAGAUCCGCGAAUAAAAGGCAUACAGACUGGUGUAAAUGAAGGCAUUGCUGGGAAGAUUACCGCCGCAGACAAAUUUCUUGAUUUAUUCCGAAAUAUGUUGCCUGAAAAUAUCGUCCGCUCCACGUUUCAACAACAGCAGACAGUCUAUGUAUACAAGAAUGUAACUGGUACGAGAAUGGAGGAAGUUAGAAACAUAGCCUAUGCGGAUGGCAUGAAUGUUCUUGGUUUGAUCGUCUUUUGCAUCGUCAUGGGUCUCGUUAUCUCGCGA